GCGUUGAUGGAUCAUCUCUCCAUGAGCAUGAGCAUGAAGGCAAGAAGGGAAAAUGAGAAUGAAAGAGAAAGGGAAAAUUCACAUCCUAAUCUGCUACUACAUACCUAAGCUCCGGACAGAUUAAUCUGUUCCAAGCAAGUUUCCAAUCAGUACCGGAUCAGCAUUAACAUCGGGAGGUAGACGCGCGCACCAACCAGGCGUCCUCGGCGCUGUUCCUUCGACGAUAUAAUUGCCAGAUUUCAAGUCCCGUCUCGUCGGUGUGCUUCAACUCUCAACGGGCCUGCUCUUGCUGUUACGAUGCUAGGACACACGGCCGCCAAUGGCAAGAAGAGCAGCAAGUUCGAGGACUCGGACAGUCGCAUGCCGAGGCCCAGGGCCGUGUCUGAGCAGCCGCAGCGUCCAGCGCAGCGUCAGAAGUCGUCGGUGGCGGCAGCGGGCGCGGAGGCAACCGGCGCCGCGGCGCGCCGCGCUCCCGGCGUCCGGGGCAUGGCGCCGCGCAGCCCGUUGCACGAGGCAAGGAUGUUCUUGUGAUCGAAUGGACGGCGCAAACACCAUGUAGUACGUGUUGUCAGUGACGUGGCGUUUGUGUUUUUUUUUUCGUGAACGUCGAUUUGCAGAAGAAGCCCGCCGGUGCUGGUUGUGGCGCCGGCGCGGGGCCACGGGUGGCGGAGCUGGAGGCGAAGCUGGAGAAGGCGCACGGCCAGCUUAUGGGAAUGCGGGACCAGCUCGCGGCGGCCGAGAAGGCCAGGAAGGACGCGCGCGCCGCGCUUGUCGACACCAAGAAGCGCCUGGCAGCGAAGAAGAGGGACGACGACGCGGCCUCUUCGGCGCCGCCGCCGGUCGAGCACGAUGGCGCCAAGGUGCCGGCGCCGGCAGACGGGGCUGCUGGUGGCGCAGAGGGUGCCAAUCGGGAGGAAGGCUACAUGAGGUCGCCGUCGCCGAGCGCCGACGCCUUCGAGGCGGUCGACGUCGUGUCGGGCGAGUCGGGGAACAACGAGGGCCCGGUCGUCGAGGAGGACAACAAGAAGACUGGUGAUGAGGAGGAGGUGGGCAACGCCGUUGCCGAUGACAAUGGCAAGAAGGGGAGCCCGGAGGUUGAGUUGCUGAGGGCGAAGCUGACGGCCAAGGACAUGGAGGGCUACGAGCUGAGGGCGAAGCUGAUGGUGAUCGACACGGAGGUCGACGAUCUGAAGAGGAUGGUGAUGGCCAAGAGCACGGAGCUCGAGGAGCUGAAGGCGAGGCUGAUGCUGAACAAUGAGCAGGUCGACAAGCUCACGGCGGAUCUGAUGGUGAAGGACGCGGAGAUCGCCGCCCUCGAGGCCGACAACGCCGACCUGAGCAAGGUGGCCGAGGAGGCCGCCGAGGCCGCGAAGGCGACGUCCGCGCGGGCGCGGGAGGCCGAGCACGCGCUGCGGGAGGGCGCGGCGCGGGAGGCCCGGCUCGCCGAGCGGCUGCGGGCGUCGGAGCACGCCCGGGAGGCGCUGGAGGCCGAGGCGCAGCGCUCGCGCGUGCAGAGCGAGCAGUGGCGCAAGGCGGCCGAGGAGGCCGCCGCGGUGCUCGGUGGCGGCGCGGACCGCGCCACGGGGGCCAGCAGCAGCAGCAGCACGGACAGGCGGCGCCACGGGCCAGCCUCGGCCGGCGGCGGCGAGAGCGAGGGCAUUCCAGCCAAGGACGGCGACGAAGAGGGACCCAGUGGCAAGCGGAAGGCCGGCGGGGCCAUGCGGGCGCUCAGCGACCUGUGGAAGAAGAAGGCGCAGAAGUGAUCGGAAGGCCUUACAUGCUCCGCUCCGCUGUCUUGUCCACUCCACUAGGGUAACUUCUAGCGACGAUUUACGGCGCAGGAUAAUUCACUGUUAACGUUAUGGGAUUAUAAGGUAAACCAAAAUAAACUCGCGCGUUGUUUCUUUCGUGCAAUGUGCCACUGGCCUACUGAAUUACUGAUUGUAUGCUCUAGUGCUAGCACCUAGAAGUGCUAAAUUAUUCUAGGAUGAACAGAGAUUUGUUUUUGCGUGGCA
Molecule: messenger RNA, 2015 nt
Organism: Panicum virgatum (switchgrass)
Lineage: Eukaryota; Viridiplantae; Streptophyta; Magnoliopsida; Poales; Poaceae
Product: interactor of constitutive active ROPs 1-like
Exons: 2
Coding region: 708-1763 (351 amino acids)
Source: RefSeq, a predicted model, not a curated record